ACCAUACAACUACCCCUAAGAAAUCCCUCUGAUGUCCCUGGGACUUCACAGGGCAAGUGUCUUACAGGUAUUCAAGAAACUACUUGCCCACGUUCUUCUAAGCUGUCCUUAUUAAGUACCUAGUUCUGAUAGUUGCCGGGUAGCCACCUAUUUCUCUUCUAUGAACUGCCAUUCUCCAUUAGUGCCCACUCUAAGGCCCUAUGGUGCCAAUGCUAUGUGAUGGUCUCUGUGAGAGUAGGGCUGGAGAGCGUCACCUCUUUUUUUUUAACUUUAUCUUGAGUAAUUUUUUUUUUUCAUAUUUUAUCUCCUCUGCAUAGUAAUCACAUAACCCCUUCUUGGGCCCAACCUCUGAUGAACGGAGCCCCUUCAGCCAUUAGGCCCUGACCCUUCCCUUUCUGGGGUCUCAGAGCUCUCAUCACAUCAGACACAGGGCAGACACCAGACCAAGAAUUUGUCUUCCCUCACCCCUCUCUCCAGGGGUCUUUCCUCCUCUUUUUGCCCCCAAAUGAAAACACCUCAAAUCAACUCAGGUAAGACCAGGAUGGCAGGUAUCUGUAGCCUGGUGGUUCUGCUGACACUGACUCUUGGCUAGGGACUCAGCCAGGACACCUUGCUUCAUGAGGACUUGUUACGGAAGCUCAUGUCACGGCAUGACAGGCCAGUGAGUGGAGAGGUGAGUUGCUCAGGCAAGUAAUAGUGAGUUUAUUCCAGAAAGCCAGCGGACUGAGAAGAUGACGGACUAGAGUCCCAAAGAACCACCUUCCUCAAGUUGGAAUUCAGGCAAAAGGGGAGGUGGUAAAAUCCUGGUUCUGGCCAGACUCCAGCGGGGAUGUGUUAAUUUCUUUCUGCCUGCGGCAGUUCCCAGGUGGGCCUGGUCAGGAUGAUUACUGUGAGCUGAGCAAAGGUAUUUUAGCUUAAUGCUCAUUACCUGGGGGGCAGGGCUCCCAGACAUGGGCCAUUAUGCAUAAUUUAAGCUUAUAGGCAACACCCCUUUAGUGAUUAACUAAAGAGGUUCUUCCCUAUUACAGAUGCUUCAUGCCCCCUGGUAUCUCCUUAGUAAGUCCAGUCUGCAGAAAUGAUGGGAGUUGGAAGCCACAGCUCUGUUGUCUUAAGGGCAUUGAAAAGGCUUUGAAAGUUGGUGACUGUUCUCACUUGCAACCCAAGGACACAACUGGAAUGAGGUGGCGAGCAAUGUCCCCAAGCCGUAGUUCAGAAGGGAAUGGAGGCCUUUUUACAAUAUUGAAAUAUCCAGACCCAUCUACAGGGAAGUCUUUGAAAUUCUUCCCACCACAGAAGCCAUGUUGGAAUUCUCAGCUUCAGUCCCACUAAGCCCUUGUGGGAAAGAAAGACUUCAGCACUUUUUACAAUAGCCAGGUCAUGGAAUCAACCUAAAUGCCCAUCAACAGAGGAAUGGAUAAAGAAGAUGUGGUACAUAUAUAUAAUGGAAUAUUACUCAGCCAUAAAAAGGAACGAAACUGGGUCGUUUGUAGAGACGUGGAUGGAUCUAGAGACUGUCAUACAGAGUGAAGCUCUGGACGCGCAGGGUCAGCAGCCAUGGCUCACGGGCCCAGCCACUCUGCGGCAUGUGGGAUCUUCCCGGACCGGGGCACGAACCCGUGCCCCCUGCAUCGGCAGGUGGACUCUCAACCACUGCGCCACGAGGGAAGCCCGAAAUCAGAUGCUUUUCUCUGGCAGGCAGUGUGGCCAUGUUGGGAGACCUGAGGAACUUUUACUGACGUUCAAGAUAUUCCUUGUCAUCAUUUGUCUUCAUGUCACUGUGGUUACAUCCCUGGAAGAGCAUGCUGAUAAUUCCAGUUUGUUAUCACCUUCUGCUGAAUCAUCUCUUGUUGGUUUCGUCCCCUACUCCAAUGGUACUCCAGAGGUUGAAACUACAAGCUUAAAUGAUGCUACUUCGAGCGUAUUAUCUACUUUGAACAAAACAGAAAAAACUAAAAUCACUAUAGUAAAAACCUUCAAUGCAUCAGGUGUCAAACCCCAGAGAAAUAUCUGCAAUUUGUCAUCUAUUUGCAAUGACUCAGCCUUUUUUAGAGGUGAGAUCAUGUUUCAAUAUGAUGAAGAAAGCAAUGUUACCCAGCAGAAUCAAGUUAUGGCUAAUGGCACCUCAACUGGAAUCCUGUCUCUAAGGGAAUUGAAACGAUCAGAACUCAACAAAACCCUGCAAACUUUAAGUGAGACUUAUUUUAUAGUGUGUGCUACAGCAGAGGCCCAAAGCACAUUAAAUUGUACAUUCACAAUAAAACUGCAUAAGACAAUGAACAUAUGUACUGCGAUGGUUGCUUGGCAAACAGUAAAGAUUCGACGGAUGGAACAGUGCUGCUGUUCUGUCAGGAUCCCCUGCCCUUCCUCCCCGGAAGAGUUAGAAAAACUGCAGUGUGACGUGCAGGAUCCCGUUGUGUGUCUUGCUGGUCAUCCACAUGGUACACCAUUUUCUUCUUCCAGCAAUUCCAUCCCAGUUGCUCCUCAGGCCACCAUUGUGUCCCAGACCUCCGGUGCCUUCUCUUUUACUGAGCUUCUAGCUCAUCCAUCUGUAAUCCAGAGCCCUCACUCUCCAACAGGGGUGAUUCCCCUUUCUUCUCCCCAGCCUUCAGCUCCCAUAGCUUCCAGCCCUGACAUUGAUAUGCUCCCCCAGUCUGGAACUCUCUCUUCCCCUGUGCCUCCAACUCAUCUUUCCCACACCCUGCCACCUGUGAAAUCCUUACCUCCCUCUCCCACCACGUCUGCCCCUGUGAAUGUCAACACGACCAGCACACCUCCUGACAAGACAGAAAUUGUUCACACCAGCAGCAUCAGUGUUUCUGAGCUGGAGAACCAAGUGUCCCGGAUGGAGAAAGUUCUUUCCUUAGGCAGCUUGGAGCCUAACCUCGCAGGACAAAUGAUAAACCAAGUCAGCAGACUCCUUCAUUCCCCGCCCACCUUGCUGGCCCCUUUGGCCCAAAGAUUGCUAAAAGUAGUGGAUGACAUUGGCUUACAGCUGAAUUUUUCAACCAAGACCAUAAGUCUGACCUCCCCUUCUUUGGCUCUGACUGUGAUCAGAGUGAAUGCCAGUAAUUUUGACACAACUACUUUUGCUGCCCAAGACCCUGCAAAUCUUCAGGUUUCUCUGGAAACUCAGGCUCCUGAGAAUAGUAUUGGUGUUAUUACUCUGCCUUCUUCGCUGAUGAGUAAUUUACCAGCUAAUGAUGUGGAGCUGGCUUCCAGGGUGCAGUUCAACUUUUUUGAAACACCUGCCCUGUUUCAGGACCCUGCCUUGGAGAACCUCUCUCUGAUCAGCUAUGUCAUUUCCUCGAGCGUGGCGAACCUGACAGUCAAGAAUUUGACAAGAAACGUGACGGUUACAUUAAAGCACAUCCACCGGAGCCAGGAUGACUUAACAGUGAGAUGUGUAUUUUGGGACUUGGGCAGAAACGGUGGCAGAGGAGGCUGGUCAUCUGAUGGCUGCUCUGUCAAAGACAGGAGGCUAAAUGAAACCACCUGUACCUGCAGCCACCUUACAAGCUUCGGCGUCCUACUGGACUUGUCUCGAACAUCCUUGCCACCGGCUCAGAUAAUGGCCCUGACAUUUAUCACCUAUAUUGGUUGUGGGCUUUCAUCAAUUUUUUUGUCAGUUACUCUUGUAACCUACAUAGCCUUUGAAAAGAUCCGGAGGGAUUACCCUUCCAAAAUCCUCAUCCAGCUGUGUGCAGCUCUGCUGCUGCUGAACCUGGUGUUCCUCUUGGACUCGUGGAUUGCUUUGUAUGACAUAAGAGGCCUCUGCAUCUCAGUGGCUAUAUUUCUGCAUUAUUUUCUCUUGGUCUCGUUCACUUGGAUGGGCCUGGAAGCAUUCCAUAUGUACCUGGCCCUUGUCAAAGUGUUUAAUACUUACAUCCGAAAAUACAUCCUUAAAUUCUGCAUUGUUGGUUGGGGGGUACCAGCUGUGGUUGUGACCAUUGUCCUGAUUAUAUCUCCAGAUAACUACGGACUUGGAUCCUAUGGGAAAUUCCCCAACGGGUCACCUGAUGACUUUUGCUGGAUCAACAGCAAUGCUGUAUUCUAUAUUACGGUUGUGGGAUAUUUCUGUGUGAUAUUUUUGCUGAACGUCAGCAUGUUCAUUGUGGUCCUGGUUCAACUUUUUCGAAUUAAAAAGAAGAAGCAACUGGGAGCCCAGCGAAAAACCAGUAUUCAAGAUCUCAGGAGUGUCGCUGGCCUUACGUUUUUACUAGGAAUUACUUGGGGCUUUGCCUUCUUUGCCUGGGGACCAGUUAAUGUCACCUUCAUGUAUCUCUUUGCCAUCUUUAACACGUUACAAGGAUUUUUCAUAUUCAUCUUUUACUGUGUAGCAAAAGAGAACGUCAGAAAGCAGUGGAGACGGUAUCUGUGUUGUGGAAAGUUACGACUGGCUGAAAAUUCUGACUGGAGUAAAACUGCUACUAAUGGUUUAAAGAAGCAGACUGUAAACCAAGGAGUCUCGAGCUCUUCAAAUUCCUUACAGUCAAACAGUAACUCCACCCAGUCCACCACGCUGCUAGUGAAUAAUGAUUGCUCAGGACUCACGAGCGGAAACGCGAAUGCUUCUACCGAGAAGAAUGGUUUUUCUUUCAGUCUUCAGAAUGGAGACGUGUGCCUCCAUGAUUUCACUGGAAAACAGCACAUGUUUAAUGAGAAAGAAGAUUCCUGCAAUGGUAAAAACCGUAUCGCUCUAAGAAGGACUUCAAAGCGGGGAAGCUUACACUUUAUUGAGCAAAUGUGAUUCCUUUUCCUAAAAUCAAAGCAUGUUGCUUGACAGUGUGAAAAUGUCCAAUCUUAUUUUUUACACAAUGUGAGUUGUAUGAAAAUCAACUAAUUUUAUACUCAGCAACUUCUGGAGGAGCAUAAGCUAAUUGAGCGCAAUGGUUGCUAUUGGAAGAGGAAACCAAGACGUUAUACCAUGGUUCUUAGACAUUUGUGAUUUGGUUUCUCAUCCUUCAUUUUAAAAGAAGACUGGUUUUAAACAACACACUAAGAAUAAGACUCAUUUUAAAAAAAUCAAAGUAGUUCAUUUCCAGCCCCAGUUAAAGAUGCUAAGUUAUCUUUGAUAACAUAUGAAGCCACUGUUGGCUUCAGCCUGUUGGUGAGUUUCGUCGUGCAUGCCUUUGUUGUAAAUAAGAUAAAUUCUAGUGACCCACAUGUCAGAAAUCUUACUUCUCCAUUUUUGGUAUUUAUUUUCUACUGUGUAAAUUUCUUUCUUUGUAGAAUCACGGUUGUGCUGUUGUGUCUAAUGUGAUAAUUCAGAAAAUCCUUGCUGAUUCAGUGACCUCUAAAGCUCCUUUUGGAGAUUAUAUGGGAUGUGAAAUACAGGAACUUCACUGAAAUCAAGAAAUAAUGACGCCAGCCAGACUGGAAAAAUGUAAGCAGAUAGUGCCACAAUUAGCUCAUAUAGUGCCUUGGAGUGAGUUAGAAAAAGGUGCCCCCACUGGGCAGACACAGCCCCAUGGGCUCGUGAUUUGGCAAACAGAAUGAGGGCCAUAUUUUCGCCCCACUCACCCUCUUGGAUGCACCGUUGUUCAGGGUGGCACCUGUACAACCGUACAUAGCAUCCGAUACUGACACCCAUCUCCUGACCUCUUCCCUAAUCAUCAGAUUAUGGAAGCUGCACCAAGGUGUUUAGCUGAAUACCUUGGUCACCGAGGGGGAAGGAACUGUAAUCUAGACCAUAUGGUAGAAAAAUCAUGAUGUGGAAGCGAUACAUACACUGCCACUUCUCAAAUCCCCAGAGCCUUUCAGAAAAGGGGAGUAGAGUAGGAUUACUUUUUAAAAGAGAUGUACAUUAAAAAAAAAUCAUAUUGCUGUUCUUUAAAAAGCAACUGCAUGGUACUUUGUUAAUUGCUAUGACUGGUACACUCUGGCCCAGCCAGAGCUUUAAUUAUUUUUUUUUAAAGAAUUGUCUUGAUGAGUGUAUAGUGACAAGGGGGAGCAGCUAUUGGGAACAGUGAACUAUCCUGCAAUGCUAUUGUUUCCAUAUGUAUCAAACCCUGAUUGGUCCUAGUCAUAGCGAGUCUAUCUUGCUUCCUACCUACAACUGCUUGAGCAGUGCCUCAAGUAUGUCCUUACUAGGAACAUUUCAAAAACCUUUAGUUAGGUCUUUCGCCAAGGUUCCCUUGCAUAUAUUUCAAGUGAAUGUUGUAUCCCAGACUAACCACAGUAAUAACGUAAUACACUUCUGUGAGUGCUGAUUUGUCUUUGCAAUAUUUCUUCUCCGAUUUAUUUAAUUGUCUUGUAUUUAUACGUUAAAAUUGACAAAAAUGUUAAAAUUGCCAAAAUAAAUUUGCAGUUAAGCCCUUUAA
Molecule: messenger RNA, 6320 nt
Organism: Orcinus orca (killer whale)
Lineage: Eukaryota; Metazoa; Chordata; Mammalia; Artiodactyla; Delphinidae
Gene: ADGRG2
Product: adhesion G protein-coupled receptor G2
Exons: 30
Coding region: 1424-4747 (1107 amino acids)
Biological process (GO): cell surface receptor signaling pathway; adenylate cyclase-activating G protein-coupled receptor signaling pathway
Cellular component (GO): membrane
Molecular function (GO): G protein-coupled receptor activity
Source: RefSeq, a predicted model, not a curated record